Guillardia theta CCMP2712 is the source of this 312-nucleotide messenger RNA. RefSeq lists its product as hypothetical. The transcript is spliced from 5 exons. The record is from RefSeq and is a predicted model, not a curated record. The coding region runs from base 1 to 312 and encodes 103 amino acids. NCBI's taxonomy places the organism in Eukaryota, Cryptophyceae, Pyrenomonadales, Geminigeraceae.
AUGGAGAACAUUCAUCUGUUUGUUCCCAACGUUAUCGGUCACUUGUAUAUGAACAACUAUGCAUUUCUGUUCUUCGUCCUACUCUCUUUGGAUCUUGCCUCCCAUUACUGCCACGUCUACAGUCAGCUGUUGGCAGGAACGUCAAGUCACAAAGAGGUUCUCUUCUUCCUGUGCCUCCUCAACGAGACUUUCUUUGUCAUGUGCUACCUCAUUCAUUAUGAGCAGCAGAUCAAGGCAACCUUGGGAUGGCUUUUUUCAGGAUGCAAUAGGAUAAUUGAAUAUGACAUGAAGGAGCGAAGAAAGCAGAAGUGA